Messenger RNA from Pleurotus ostreatus (oyster mushroom), 516 nucleotides. It is a transcript of the gene SOD1, whose product is annotated as Superoxide dismutase [Cu-Zn]. The transcript has 7 exons. Gene Ontology annotation, biological process: removal of superoxide radicals. Lineage: Eukaryota; Fungi; Basidiomycota; Agaricomycetes; Agaricales; Pleurotaceae. The record is from RefSeq and is a predicted model, not a curated record. Bases 1 to 516 code for a protein of 171 amino acids. Gene Ontology annotation, molecular function: copper ion binding; superoxide dismutase activity.
AUGACGCUCGAUAACACAAAAAACAGCUCAGCUACUGGGCAGCAGUCGGAGCAGGUGGUUAAGGCUGUGGCAUUCUUGAGUGGAAACUCUCCGGUCACUGGGACCGUCACAUUUUCGCAAUCUAUAAAGAAUGGACCGGUCACUGUGUCGGGGACUUUGAAUGGCUUGGAUCCUCUGUCGAAACGUGGCUCUCAUAUUCACCAAUCUGGUGACUUAAGCGGAGGUUGCGUGUCCACUGGCCCACACUUCAAUCCGACAGGAAAGAACCAUGGUUCUCCUAACAGCGAAGAGAGACAUGUUGGCGACUUGGGAAACAUUGACACGGAUGAAAAAGGAACUGCCAAUUUUGUAUUUGAAGACUCCAAAAUAUCCCUAAAUGGUGCUUUCAGUAUCUUAGGCCGCGCGGUGGUUGUGCAUGCUGGGGUGGAUGAUUUAGGCAAAGGAGGUAACUCGGAGUCACUCAAAACGGGGAAUGCGGGCGGACGAGCUGCUUGUGGUGUCAUAGGCCUGGCUUAA